AUGGGUAUGCAGUAUUUGUUUUCUAGGCAUAUUCUAGGCAGAUGUGCAUUGCAUAGGGGCUACCUGAGAAAGUAGAUUUAAUACCUCAGCUAUUAAAUGGUUGAGAUUUUAAUUCAUUGCUUGGAAUGCUUUUGGUUGUUAUGUCUGUAUGCUGUCAAUGCCAGACUCUCAAUGUCAAUUAAAAGAUAACAAUGUAACAAGGAGAGCAAGAGAGAGAGAGAGAGAGAGAACAAGGACACUGUUACUGCUACAACUAUUAUUGAGUCAUCUAGUAGUCUUUCCCAUGGAAAAUGCAUUAGAUUGUGUUCAUUCCAAUUAAUGUCAGGCAGUGUAAAGGUUUGAUGUUGCCAUCUGGGUACUGGGUUAAUACUGGGUCAACAAUGUGGGCCUUUGGGGGUACCUUUGACCUUUGACAUUGUGAUUAUACACAAUUGUAAAAUAAGAACUUUAGCUUUAUUUUGUUUAUUUGUAUUUUGUUUAUGUGAACUACCUUGCUCCCAAAUUAUUGAUAUUUUGACUUCCACAAUGUAUUUUGUUCCCAACUGGAUUUCACUAAAAUAUUCUGUACAAUUGUCUGCCCUUCCUCCUCCUGAAUCUAUCUUCCUCAUCUGAACACCCCCCUGCUCUGUUGUCUCCCCCACAGUGCUGUGCCCUGUGUCAGCCAUAACAGUGAGCUCCCCUGCAGAGGUCCAUUCUGUGAGGGGCGAUGCCGUCACCCUGACUUGCACCUUCACCUCCAACAGCCGAGCUACUAGCCGUAUGUCAGUGGACUGGUCCUACAGGCCCCAGACCGGAGGCCCUCCGCAGGCAGUAAGUACCCACCAUAGAAAAUGAAUCAGUAUAUUAAGUUGAUUGUUAAUAAAGCACACAUUGAAUGAAGAAUUAUUGUGCUUUUAUGUCCUGGCAUGGGUACACUCAAUAUGGCUGCCGCCGGCCCACCCAUCCCGAUACGUUGACUUGAAUUGUAAUGCCCGUUCUAGUAAAUAGAUAUUUAUAUGGUACCCUUAACCCCUGGGAAUAUAACCCAAAAAAAAUAGGCAGUUAGGGGCAGGAAUCAGGAUCACUCUUCCACAUCUUGGUGAUGUGGUAAAUGUAUGUUAAAUGUAUGCCUCGAGCUGGAAGUUACGAGUCAGGUCUCCGACCCCAAAGCUCCCCUAGAUCCAAUUUCCUUGUCGAUACUCUGAGCGGCUGACCACGUAAGUUUUUAAUUCCAUUUGAAGUGGCCGAUAAUGUAUACGCUAUGUAGUUGUUGGGAUAUCAUAUCUUAUAGGAGCUCUCAGCGCUAAGUUAUGGCUAAUGUGCUGUGGCUCCCUUAGGAGCUGUUGGUUUAGUCAUUAAGAUGUAGUAGUCAGGCCUGCAGCUGUGUCAGUGUUAGCAGAUAGAGUGGGCUGUUACGUCACUAACACAAAAUCUUUAUCCUAGGGGUGUGUCUGCUUGACUGUAUAAGAAUAGCUGGGGUUGGUCAAUACCAGAGUAUAGUGGAAACCAACAAGAUCCUUGGUUUCAUUCCUUCAUUUACUUGAACAAGUUUGUUCUGUGCAACUAUAGACACAUAGUGAAACGUGCAGAACUUUUCGCUGCAUAGCCCAACAGAGCUAGCCAACACAACAGAGCUAGCCAACACAACAGAGCUAGAGAGUGAAUUUGUCUCUCAUGGCAUAUUUGUUUCCAUCCAAUUUCAUUAGUGGAUUCGGCCACUUAUUGCCACAAUCAUAUAUCAAAAGGAACAGUGAAUAAGCAUUUGAAAACUAAAUCAUAAAUAUAAUUUACCAGUCAAGGCUUGAGAACUAUGAAUUGGUGGUGUGCUUCAGUCUCCCUGCAUAAUUAUCAAUAUCUUGAUGAGAAUUCAUUUUCAGGACUGAAAGACAGCUCUAAAUGGCUAAUGACUCAAUCAUAUAUCAGUAGUAACGUAUAGCGAUGGAGGACUUGGAUGGCUUGUGAGUACACCACAUCAGUCACUGGCUUCAUCAAUAAGUGCAUUGAUGAUGUCGUCCCCACAGUGACCGUACGUACAUACCCCAACCAGAAGCCAUGGAUUACAGGAAACAUCCGCACUGAGCUAAAGGGUAGAGCUGCCGCUUUCAAGGAGCGGGACUCUAACCCGGACGCUUAUAAGAAAUCCCGCUAUGCCUUCCGACGAACCAUCAAACAGGCAAAGAGUCAAUACAGGACUAAGAUUGAAUCAUACUACACCGGCUCUGACGCUCGUCGGAUGUGGCAGGGCUUGAAAACUAUUACAGACUACAAAGGGAAGCACAGCCGCGAGCUGCCCAGUGACACAAGACUUCCAGAUGAGCUAAACCACUUCUACGCUCGCUUCAAGGCAAGCAACACUGAAGCAUGCAUGAGAGCACCAGCUGUUCCGGAUGACUAUGUGAUCACGCUCUCCGUAGCCGAUGUAAGUAAGACUUUUAAGCAGGUCAACAUUCACAAGGCCGCAGGGCCAGACGGAUUACCAGGACAUGUACUCCAAGCAUGUGCUGACCAACUGGCAAGUAUCUUCACUGACAUUUUCAACAUGUCCCUGACUGAGUCUGUAAUACCAACAUGUUUCAAGCAGACCACCAUAGUCCCAGUGCCCAAGGACACUAAGAUAACCUGCCUAAAUGACUACCGACCCGUAGCACUGACGUCUGUAGCCAUGAAGUGCUUUGAAAGGCUGGUCAUGGCUCACAUCAACACCAUUAUCCCAGAAACGCUAGACACACUCCAAUUUGCAUACCGCCCCAACAGAUCCACAGAUGAUGCAAUCUCUAUUGCAGUCCACACAGCCUUUUCCCACAUGGACAAGAGGAACACCUACGUGAGAAUGCUAUUCAUUGACUACAGCUCAGCAUUCAACACCAUAGUGCCCUCAAAGCUCAUCACUAAGCUAAGGAUCCUGGGACUAAACACCUCCCUCUGCAACUGGAUCAUGGACUUCCUGACGGGUCGCCCCCAGGUGGUAAGGGUAGGUAUCAACACAUCUGCCACACUGAUCCUCAACACGGGGCCCCUCAGGGAUGCGUGCUCAGUCCCCUCCUGUACUCCCUGUUCACCCAUGACUGCAUGGCCAAGCACAACUCCAACACCAUCAUUAAGUUUGCCAACGACACAACAGUGGUAGGCCUGAUCACCGACAACGAUGAGACAGCCUAUAGGGAGGAGGUCAGAGAACUGGCCGUGUGGUGCCAGGAUAACAACCUCUCCCUCAACGUGACCAAGACAAAGGAGAUGAUUGUGGACUACAGGAAAAAAAGGAGGGCCGAACACGCCUCCAUUCUCAUCGACGGGGCUGUAGUAGAACAGGUUGAGAGCUUCAAGUUCCUUGGUGUCCACAUCACCAACAAACUAUCAUGGUCCAAACACACCAAGACAGUCGUGAAGAGGGCACGACAAAGCCUAUUCCCCCUCAGGAGACUGAAAAGAUUUGGCAUGGGUCCUCAGAUCCUCAAAAAAUUCUACAGCUGCACCAUCGAGAGCAUCCUGACUGGUUGCAUCACCGCCUGGUAUGGCAACUGUUCGGCCUCCGACCGCAAGGCACUACAGAGGGUAGUGCGUACGGCCCAGUACCUCACUGGGGCCAAGCUUCCUGCCAUCCAGGACCUCUAAACCAGGCGGUGUCAGAGGAAGGCCCUCAUAAUUGUCAAAGACUCCAGCCACCCUAGUCAUAGACUGUUCUCUCUGCUACCGCACGGCAAGCGGUACCGGAGUGCCAAGUCUAGGUCCAAAAGACUUCUCAACAGCUUCUACCCCCAAGCCAUAAGACUCCUGAACAGCUAAUCAUGGCUACCCGGACUAUUUGCUUGUAUAAGACAUGAGCAAAUCAAUACAAUAUUAAUUUAAAUAUAAUUGCCCAUGAUCCAUCAGGUUUUUAUUUGGUGAGUCAGUACCGUUACGGUAACCACAAAGCUUUUAACCACACCCUAACAUUGCACCCUGAGAGCCGGUUUCCCGGACCCAGAUUAUUCCAGAAUUGAAAAUCAUCGUCAAUGGAAAAUCUCCAUUGAAAGUGAGUUUUAGUCCAGGACAAGCUUUAAUCUGGGUCUGGCUCUGAAUGUUUCAUAGGAACUUGGCUGUGUAUAAUCUGCAUUUGGCUAGGUGUAACCUGUCUGAGGUAGGCCUAAGCAUUUGUCUGGGUUGACUGGGUGCAGUGAUAAGAUUUACUGCGCUGUCAGUAUCAGCCCUCUCAGCUCAAUGGCUGUCUGAACUGAAGUGCCUCCAGGAGAGCCCAGCCCAUACAGAGCUAUAAAACAAUAUAACUGUUAAGCACCAUUGAUUGUUAACAGGCCUGCCGUGUGUUCGUCUUUGUGUAUAUUUUCCUAUGCCGUUUAUUCCCUAUGUGUAGUUUGUUUUCUUCAAUGUGGCUCUUUGACACUUCUUAUUGUCUAUUUGUCUGUGUAUUACGGUCUGAUGAGUACAACCCUAUUUUAGCUUCAACUUUAUUCAAACCCCUAUUCGAAACCAGUCCCAGUCUUCUAUCCCCCCAUCCCCCCCCUUACUUUUCGAAACACGGUAAUGGUUAGUGUGAUUGAUGCAGUAUUUCUGUUGUCUGUGUCUUGUAAAGUGGCUCUGUAGUUGCCAAGGUCUGAGUAACACUGUCCUAACCCUAUGCCCAGAGCCGUCACAAUCUCUCCUCUUCUCUUUGUUCCUCAGUUCUUCCACUUCUCCUCUCUGGCGUUCCAUCCGCAGGAUGGCCAGUUUAACGGGCGUGUGAAGUGGCUGGGCAGCCCGGCCCGGGGCGAGGCCUCCAUCCAGCUCCUCAACGCCUCCCUCAGCGACAACGGCACCUACACCUGCUCCGUCAGGAACCCACCCGACGUCCACGGAUCCCCUACCUCACAGACCGUCCUCACUGUGAUGCCCAAAGGUGAGGCAAUUCCUCAGAGAAAUUGAUAUUUAGGGCCAUGCAUUGAUGUUAAUGGGACAUUUGAGCACAUUUUCCAGUAAGAAAAAGUCAGGAUUUUGCCCUUAAUUGAGAGGCAGGAGUUUAGGAUGUGUUAGUAAAGGUGAUUGUGGGUUCACCCUAUUGACCUUAGGAAUGAUGACGUGUAGAACAUGACUGUGUGGGAAUUGGGGAGAUUUACUUCUCAUUGGGCAGUAAAACCUACUACCUCCUGUUCAAUACUGGUAUAGUCGGGCGCAUAUUUAUUGGUGCCUUUUCAAAGACUUAUACAGUAGAUUUAGGUACAUGUGCUCUACAGAUUGAGUCAUAUUUUUCACAAAGCUAAAACAAUCCCUCUUUUAAAAGCUUUUGAGCACAGGGUGCAGAUUCAUUUGACAGGUUUAUUAAAGCAACUGUACACGAGAGGGCGUGUUAAAUUACUUUUUUAGCACGGCUGUGCUAGGUACGAGGCAGAUCUCGUACCUAAAGAGAUCAUGGAAUCUUUACCGUCUCCUGUUUGUGCUGAUAUUGAGUGUGUAUGUAAUUAUGAGGAACCCUCUCCACAGUGCCCGCGGUUCGCUUUUCGGACGUGGCGGUGCUUUUAGCCUUCAUCCUGCUUCCUUCCACAAUCAUCACGCUGGCUCUGCUGGCUCGCAUGUGCUGCCCUCCGAAGGACAAGAGCCAGGUCCAGGGCUACCACUCCCCCAUUGAGGUCACACACGGGUGAGUGCAUUUACUCCUCAAUCAGCGCACCAGUUCUUCAGGGCCUCCUAGACAUAUGGACAUAUGGCUUUAAAGAAGUGAUGGUUUCUGGUGAAGGGAGCCCCCAUCCCUUACUUGCUGAAUGGACAUUAUGGCUUUUUCCCAAUAAAUCUUUCCUUGAUUCCUUGCGUCCUCUCUCCUCGCCUCCUUCUCAAAAUGCGUUGGAGAAGAGAGUCCAAGGGGAGGGGCAGUGGACCUUCUCCUUCAAUACGAUUGAGAAGGAGCUGAGCAGAGAGGAUGCAAGGAGAGAGGUGUUGAGGAAAGAUGAAUUGAGAAAUGGCCUUGAGCCAAUAUAGCAAAUUACUAAUGCAAUUUGAUUUAACCAAUUUGAACUCUACCAUCUUUGUGACAGAGAGGAGCCUGGCUUCAAGCAGAUCCACCACAAGGAGAAAAACAUGACAUGCUGCGACCUAUAUUUGCUGGUAUGGCACUUUUUUGCUCAUGAAUUACUUAAGGGCACAUGUCUCGCCCGAUCAAUUUCAUACUCUAAAUUGUACAUGUAGUCUACGUCUGACAAUAAGAGAUGUCUAUAAAAUAUUGAUGUUACCCCACUUCCUGUCCCUAGGAUUCCGACGAUGACGAUUACUACACCCACAAACCGAGGCCUCCGGCUCAGGGAGAGACCAUGGCCGAGUCUCAGUGCUAG
Messenger RNA from Coregonus sp. 'balchen', 6272 nucleotides. Lineage: Eukaryota; Metazoa; Chordata; Actinopteri; Salmoniformes; Salmonidae. The record is from the annotation of a GenBank genome assembly.